AUGAUGAUGGAGAGGGUUUCACUCUUUUGUUUAUUUACAUUUCUCGCGCCAAAUUUAAUCGUGGCAAAAGAAUACACUGCUGUUAUGGUUGUUAAAAGUGUUUUCAGAGAUUUAAUCGAUUGUACAUUUUAUGACGAUUCAACAACACAGUGCAUGGAAGAUAGAACGACGCGAAAUAUACAUAAUUUAAAUACAGUUUUAAAACCGAAUUUAGAUUCGACAUUUUCGGAAAGAUCUGGUAAAAAUAUAGAUGUUAACAACAACAACAACGAUGAUGAUGCAGAAUUGGAAAAUUUAAAAAAUGAAAAUUUUAACAUGGUACGAGAAAUUCAAAAUCGAACCGUUGAAUCCAGAGGGUUAAUCGACGAGUUGAGUGAAUUCCUGACUUAUCUAACAUCAAAAUUUUUAAGUCCUUUUAUGAUUAAUAAUAAUGAUGACGAUGGUAAAAAUAACAACAGCAACGAAGUUGUUGAAGAUAUUGUUUGA
This is a messenger RNA of Pediculus humanus corporis (human body louse), 486 nucleotides long. RefSeq lists its product as uncharacterized. Bases 1 to 486 code for a protein of 161 amino acids. NCBI's taxonomy places the organism in Eukaryota, Metazoa, Arthropoda, Insecta, Psocodea, Pediculidae. The transcript is spliced from 2 exons. The record is from RefSeq and is a predicted model, not a curated record.